Messenger RNA from Alligator sinensis (Chinese alligator), 848 nucleotides. Its product is annotated as microtubule-associated proteins 1A/1B light chain 3C-like. The transcript has 4 exons. Gene Ontology annotation, biological process: autophagy of mitochondrion; cellular response to nitrogen starvation; autophagosome assembly. NCBI's taxonomy places the organism in Eukaryota, Metazoa, Chordata, Crocodylia, Alligatoridae. Gene Ontology annotation, cellular component: cytosol; autophagosome; autophagosome membrane. The record is from RefSeq and is a predicted model, not a curated record. Bases 52 to 447 code for a protein of 131 amino acids. Gene Ontology annotation, molecular function: ubiquitin protein ligase binding.
GUGGAUUUGUAGUGUGAGGCCUGGGUUGCUCCAGGCUGCCCACCUGGGAAGAUGCAGCAUCGGCAGAGCAGCUGUCCCCCCUUCAAGAGGAGGAAAAGCCUGGCCACAAGGAUGCGGGAAGUGUUGGAGAUCCGUGCCAGGCACCCCACCAAGAUCCCGGUGGUAGUGGAGCGGUACCAGAAAGAGAAGCACCUGCCACUCCUGGAUCGCACCAAGUUCCUGGUUUCCCAGGACCUGUCCCUGUCCCAGUUCUUGGUCACCCUGCGCACCCGCAUGUCCCUGACUUCCACCCAGGCCUUCUACCUGCUGGUGAACAACCGUGGCCUGCCCAGCCUGAGCACAACCCUGGGGGAGGUAUACCGUGACAGCCAGGAUGACGAUGGCUUCCUCUACAUGACCUAUGCCUCCCAGGACAUGUUUGGUGCCCCUGCAGCAGUGCAGCCUUAAACUUACUUGCUGCCCCUGGGGACAGCCUUGCCCUGGGAUUACUAACCAGUUGUGGGGGGAGGGAGGGCACAUUUAAACUAUGGCAUGAGCUCAGUAGCUGCCUGGGUUUGCUUCUCCGCCAGGGCUCAAGUCUCUGUGGAAGCCUGUUUGUAAGGGAGGGCCGAGACACUGGACUGCUGUGUCCCUCUGAAUGAUCUACCUUGGCCCUGUCAAAGGGGUUGGCCCCUUCCUCUCUGUCCUGCUGCUGCCCAGGAAACUCACUGCUGUUUUCCUCCUCCUUUUUUUAACGUCUCUUCCUACAAGAGGCUUUGUAUGAAGGCUCCUCAGAGCCAUGCAUUUAUUUUCACUGUUCUUUUUAAGCCUUGAACUCCUGAGACUAAUGGCUUGGAAUAAAGAAAUAA